Messenger RNA from Lactuca virosa, 1584 nucleotides. NCBI's taxonomy places the organism in Eukaryota, Viridiplantae, Streptophyta, Magnoliopsida, Asterales, Asteraceae. The record is from the annotation of a GenBank genome assembly.
AUGUCAGACUACUUGUCUUUUGAACUUCAAGUGGAAAUCAUUAAAAGACUUCCAGUUAAGCCAUUGCUUCAAUUCAGAUCUGUCUCAAAACGAUGGAAGACUUUGAUCAACAGUUCUAAGUUUAUUGCUACUCACACGGUUGGCCAGACUCAACUGAACCGUCUUCUUGUAUGGUAUGAAGAUUGCUAUGUAGAUCUUGGAAAGACUGGGAAAAAAAUUGUUUCAUUUGUUAAUGAUGAAACUUUAGAGUCAAUUUUUACUCGCCAGGAGAUUGAUCCGACUACUCUUGGGCUUGCUAAACAUUACAAGGAUUUACGAGUGGUUGGCAGCUCUCAAGGAUUGUUGUGCUUGUACGAUUUUGAGCGAGAUCAUUCUUGUUAUAAAUCUGCAACAGCGAUGGUUGUUCUUUGGAAUCCUUCUAUUAGAAAAUCCAUUGGUGUAGUUGUUCCUCGUGUGUCAGGGUGGGGAUUUCGUCAUACUGUUCUUGGUUUUGGGGUUUGUCCUAUCACCAGUGAUCCUAUGAUUGUCAAGAUUACAAAUGUUAGCAUGGAAAUGAGAAAUAGUACUGGCGUCCAUUGGGCAGUUGAAGUUUAUACAUUAAGCACAGGUAGUUGGAGAAUUCCUACAAGCAAACUGCCUGAUAAACCUGUUACAGUUAGAUGGAAUCCGGUUGUUAUAGAUAAGUUCAUUUAUUGGUUUGCUUUUCAUGGGAUUGAGGAAUUUGUUAAAUAUGGGGUAGAUGCAAAUAAGCUGAUUUUGUCAUUUGAUAUGACUACUCAAGAAUUUACUCUGAUAGACUUACCAAACUGUUUUUCACAUCAAGCUUCCAUGGAAUUUUCCAUUUCUAAGUUAAAAGGGUCACUUGUGCUGCUUGAAUACAAUACAAACAAUGAGAAACGAGACUGUGUCAUAUGGGUGAUGACUAAUGGUGUUUCGAACUUGUUUUCAAAGUUGUGUGCCAUUAACGCACCAUAUGCAUCUAUAAAGAUUUUGGGAUUUAUGAAGAAUGGUGGUCCCAUGAUGGAAACACAAGAUGAAUUUGGAGAACCAGCUGCAUUUGUAUUCUAUGAUCUUUGUUCAAAAGACUUUAAUCAUACUGCUAUUUACGCAAAAGAUGGUGGUGGUGAUGAUGGUGAUGGUGAUGGUGAUGGUGGUGAUAAUGAUGAUGAUAAUGAUGAUGAUGAUGAUGGUGAUGGUGGUGGUGAUGAUGAUGAUGAUGAUGAUGAUGGUGAUGAUGAUGAUGAUGAUGAUGAUAAUGGUGGUGGUGGUGAUGAUGAUGACGAUGAUGAUGAUGGUGAUGAUGAUGGUGAUGAUGAUGAUGAUAAUGAUGAUGAUGAUGAUGGUGAUAAUGAUGGUGAUGGUGAUGAUGGUGAUGAUGAUGGUGAUGAUGAUGAUGAUGAUGGUGAUGAUGAUGGCGAUGGCGAUGGUGAUGAUGGUGAUGGUGAUGAUGGUGAUGAUGAUGAUGAUGAUGGUGGUGAUGGUGACGAUGAUGAUGAUGAUGUUGGUGAUGAUGAUGAUGUAGGUAUACGUGUUUGUGAGAUGUAUGUGAACGUAUUCAUAAGCAUUAUAGUGUUAAACCACUAA